This is a messenger RNA of Stereum hirsutum FP-91666 SS1, 6422 nucleotides long. RefSeq lists its product as uncharacterized. Lineage: Eukaryota; Fungi; Basidiomycota; Agaricomycetes; Russulales; Stereaceae. Bases 54 to 6173 code for a protein of 2039 amino acids. The transcript is spliced from 6 exons. The record is from RefSeq and is a predicted model, not a curated record.
CCGUUAUACCCCGUCCCUAGUUUCUUACCCCCUGCGCUGCAGGCCACUGUGCCAUGAUGGCUGGGCAGCACCGACAUCAGCUGUCCCGACUGAACAUCCCAGGGCCCUCGUUCCACCAGCAGCAGCCCGUGCAGCCUAUGUAUUCGCCUUCACUUCCAACCGCGAUCCAGCAGAGCUUUCAUCCAGCCCCUCCUUUCAACCCGCAGUCCGCACUGCAGACCCCGAUGCAGGCCUCUUUUUUCCAGCCACCAGGUCCCCCCGGGAGACCUAUGCACAGAGCUCACCCGUCGCUCGCACUCGCCGCCAUGGGUGGACGACUUCCACCAGGAAUGCCAAUGACGCCUCUUGGCCAGGGCCAGUUCCCGCCAAAUAUCAUGCUCGGACAGGGCGGCCAGCCGUACCCUCAACGCCGUGGCAGACAGCCGAGCGUGAGCAUCGGAGGUCCUCCAAAAGCUCAACUCGGCGGGCCUGGCAAGAAUCACGUCCCGACGCCACUCACUCCUGCCGCGACUGCUGCGACCGCGUCUGCAACGGCCGUGAAGACGAAGAAAGCUAUCGUUUCUUUCCCGAAGGAAACGAUACCCGGGGAAGACGGUCAACCAGCAACGCAUCCCGAGUGGGCUCGCGUACCUAUUCCCAUCGACGAGGUGCCAGAGCAGCUACCGUUGCCGCCCCCAGUUAUUGAUACUCGCGAAAUCUACCCGGAGGAUAUGUGGCGUCAGAAACUGCCUGAUACUAUCGAUGUCUUCCUUCCCGGAAAGCUCGCCUGGGAAGAUGUCAAGAGGCAAGCCAUCGAAGAGAAGCUCGAGAAACUCGGCGUCGAGAAGGGUAUUGGCAGCUACAGCUCGGUCCCCCAGAUUCAUGCUCCCCAUGCCCGUGCCGCCUCGAUUUCUUCACCGGCAGACCCAGCCCUACUCUACUUCAAGCUUAACAAGCUUCAGCAGUCUCAGAAUGCAUCCCAAAAUGCGUCUACCGCUGUCUCUCCUCAGUCACUCUCUGUUUCUCCCAACCUCGGCGCACAACUGCCUCCGCGCCUGCAAAACAGGCAUGGUCACAGUCUCUCGCUGGCUCAGCAACCGUCCUCGACGUACAACCCAUCCGGUUCCUUCAAUCCCUUCGGCCCUAUGGCCACGCUUGGUUCAGACACCAUCACCCCUGGUAGUUUCGCUCGGCAGGAUACGUUGUCGGACCCUGGGGCGCCUACCGAUUCCUCGCUUGCGCCACCUCCACUUCCACAACGUGCAGACAGCCGUCCAGACUUUGUGCGUGGCUUUGGUAUCGAGAUCCCGGAGGAGGAAGAGCCGCCAGAGGAUGUGGUGGAGUCAUCACAUGUCGUACAACUCGCUGAGGACCAAUCGGUGGACAUGGAGCUCGAUGAGGAUGAAACGCAGGAAGGCAGUGUCACGACGGCGGCUCAUAGUAGGCUACACUCGAGGCACGUAUCGCGCCUAUCGGCUGCAUUGUCUUUGUUGUCUGUAGGUGGACAGGUCGAUGUGGAGGAGCCGGAGAGGAGGGAUAUGGAUCAAGUACCGCUACAUCAAGUACCGCUACAUCACGGCGCGAAUGCGCCUGAGGUCGACGACCUUGAUGGCGAUGCGGUUGGAGAGUGGACGGGUUCAGAAGACAUGCGAACUGGCGCUGAGAGCGAGGAGGACGAGGAGAGCAUCGGCGAGUGGUCAAAUCCCUCAGACGAAGAGCGAGCAAGAAACGAUCGACUUCAACGAAGGCUUAUGCGCAAGGGCGGCCAUAGCCAACGACAAAGCCAGAAUCACGCCGACCAUCGCCCGAUCGAAACUCCUCGAAGACUUCCUAGCUUCCCUAUUCCCCCUCUUGCUACACCUUCUUACGCGCUCGCGAACGCCACAACCGACGACGAGAACGACAUGAUUUCGAACCCGAGUGAGGAUGGACGUCGUGGAUAUGAUGAUGGUGGGUAUCAACAUCAUCGACCUUUGUCGGUCUCUAGCGGUAUGACUGUCGGCCGACCUCUUCCCCCUUUACCUUCCUCACGGCCAGACACAGCCCAGUUCUCAGUGCACGAUCCCGCGCUCGCCCAUUCGCGUCGCACUUCGGAACAAAUGUUCAACUUCACGACGAACGCGCCACUCGCCGCGCCACAGCCCACGAUGCCCCCGCCACCGAACUCCGCGCUAGGCCCAACAUUGAAUCCGAAUGCAAAACCGUUCGUAUUCGGGCAAAGAUCUGGUUCGGGAUCGUUUGUGCCAGCGACAUUCGGCCCUUCAACAACUUCAGCAAAUGGAUCGGCUUCGACUACACCAGGCCACACGAGAGUACCUUCGCUGGGCAAGCCACUCAACCCCGUUGCUGCUGAAUUCAAGCCCGGAAACUUCACUUUCCGUCUUCCGACUGGUGCACCCCAGAUGCCGAUACCUGUCUUCGCCGCGCCUCCUCAACAUCAUCACCACGAACCUCCGCCACACAUGCCGCAUCCCCAACACCUCCAAUCAUCCGUGCAACCCCAGGCCCCGCGACCCUUACCUUCGCCGCCAGCCGCAGAAGCAAAUCCCUCACCUGUUCGUGCUUCACAAGGAAGGGAAAAGAGGAUGCGUCGUGGUUCGAGUUCUACUCAUGACGGUGCGAGUGAAGAUGAAGGUGAAAUCCAUGAUCGUGCCGGGAUCGACAAUAUCAAGUCGUUCAAGUUCCCCAAUGCCACCCUCUCUCCGCCAACCACAAAGACCCUGCAACGCUCUGCGCCUUCUUCGCCCUCGAAGCAGGCUACCGCCGUCAGUGCAGAGGCAGCCACUCUCGGCGCGACUACUGAUCUCUCUUCUUCGAGACCCUUGACUCUGCCACAGUAUUUCCCCAUGCCGCCGAAGGAAGUCGUCACGAUUCCCUUCCCUCUGCCUCAUCCUCUCGUUCCUGUCGCCGAGCAACAAGAUCAUCAGCAUCAGCGUGUCGAAAGUCCAGAAGAGUACAACGAGUCGGAGGACGAAGCGCAGGCUAGCAUACUCCCGCUAGAGGAAGUCGGGCGAGAUCUUCCCAUUCCCCCGUCGAUGAAAGCCCGUCGUGCCCCUAUUCCCCUCGACUUCAAACACCCCGUCUCCACGAACACUGUUCCUGCUGGUCUCUUCAAGGCUCUCGGAAACGGAAAUGGUGAGGGUUCAGACGAGAGGACUAGGAAGUCAGUCCGUUCGAGGCUUAGCUCGAGGGAGUUCUUGGGCGGAUUCGACCCGCAUAUGCAUUCGUCGAGGCCUUCGUUGGAUGAUCUUAACGUCCCUGCUAUCUCGAGGAAAGCAUCGAGAGGAAGGCUGGUCACCGAGCCUGUUUCUGGUGCGAGUUCGCCUUGGGAGGAUCUGGGUCAGUCUGCUGUUGAUGGUAGGAGGGAGUCUACGUUCGCGCCUCAGCAUCAGCCACGGAGAAGGUCGUCUUUGCCUGCUCUUCAUUCAAGCUCGUCCAUGUCGGAUUCUUUGCCGCCUGCUCUUCCCCGUUCGUCUUCAUCCGGCAACAAUGUCAAUGCUCGGCUGGAGUUGCAACAGUUCGAAGACCGCCUCGAGUCUCUCUUCGAUGAGAAGAUCGACCAGAUUAGGAUGGAUCUUCAGGACCAUUACCAGGCUAAUGCUUCAACGACAGACGGUGGUGCGCUCAACCCGAAGACGGAGGCCAUGAUCAACGAAGUCGUCUCCCUCUUCCGUAGUCAACUGCAAGAAUCGGCUUCUAGAGGCCUGGACGACAGCACGAUGGACGCUCGGGGUGAAUUGGACUUCCAGCUCGUCAGGGAUAUCGUCGAGAACGGACACGCAGAAACGAGGGCGCUCAUGCAACAGGACCUGGCCGAGGUCUUGAGGAGGGUGCAGUCUCAGCCCCAGUUCGGUGGUCUGAACGUGCCGGGGAUGAUGGAAGAGUUCCACGGCCGAACGAUGAACACCGUGCUCGGCGCCGUCGGGCAGCUGGCGAACCGAAUCGAAGUCAGUCUCGCGACCCACAACCGUCCUUCGUCCUCGUCGUCGCAUUCGCACGGUGUCGCCUCCACUGCGUUCGACCGUGAAGCCCUCGUUCGCGAACUCAUGGCCGCGCUCGUUCCUCAUAUGGCGAUGAUGCGCUCCGAACCCAUCGACUACGAAGGUCUCACGAAUCAACUCUCGCAGGCCGUCAAGCCGCAUAUCGCUCAGCUCAUCGACCUCGCGUCGGAUAAACGCGAGACGGCGGACCUCAUCGUCGAUAAGCUCCUGCCUGUUCUCCCGAAUAUCUAUCCUCCUGUUACUAUGCCUGAUGCGGAGACCAUCAUCUCGAGGAUUACGACGGAGGUCAGGAGGAUCGUGGCACCGGCCGAUGCUCAUGAGAUCAAGGAGCAGGUGUCGGAUUUGGUUGUUGAGAGGCUUGACUCGAGGUUGGCAGUUAGAGACCGGGGCUUGGACGCCCUCGCUGGGAAGGUAGAGCACGGUGUUGAGGGCCUGAAGGCGCCGAUGGAGGACGUGGUGAAGAAGAUUAGGGAGAUGACUAUCGGGCAGCAGGAGAUGGCGGGUCAAACGAAGGAGAUGAUCAAGCUUGUCAAUUCCGGCUCGCUGAAGGCACUGGAGGGUCUGCAAGGGAAGCUGGAAGGCCUGGGAGACCUGCAGAAGGCGUUGUUAAUGAAGAUCGACGACGCCGCCAGAGUGGCCAGAGAACGCGAUCUUCAUGCCGCUGCUCAGCCCGUCGCACCCCCGCUGGACUUGUCGGUCGUGGAGUCGGGGGUAGAAGGUCUCGUCAGGGGACAGCAGUCGUUGCAGGCUCAGAACGGCGAGAUUCUGGCGCUUCACCAGGAUACCCUCGCCCGACUCACCACGACUUUGCCCGAAAGUGUGGCCUCGUCGUCUCAAGCCAUCCAAUCGACACUGGCCGACUUCAUUGCGCGCGCCGCAUCCAAGCAAGACCUCGAGGAACUCCGCCGCACGCUCAACUCCAAUGCAGAACUCCAAGUCCAACUCGCUAAGGCCCGUGCAGCCCACGGCUCCGUUCGCGUCGAGAAGGAUGUGCUCGCCGAGCGUGCUACCGCCGCUGAAAACGAGCGGGAUCGAUUAAGGGUUCAAGUGGACGAGCUCCAGGCGAGCAUGGUCGACAGGGCAGCUGCCGCUGCCGCUUCGGAAGCACGGCAUACCGAGCUUGAGGAGGCGUUGGUUCAGGCGUUGGAUAGAUUGAAAGCUGCCGAUGUUGCGUCCGAGACUCAAGCGGCGAGGAUCGCCGAGUUGGAUAGGAUUGGACGAGAGAAUAUGACCGAGGCGCAGAAGCUCAAGCUGCAGGUCCAGGCUCUCGAGAUGCAGGCCAACUUCGCCAAUCAGCAGAAAGCAGCUUCUGACGAGGCCCUCGCUUCGCUCCGAAACGAUCACGACGUCCUCCUCUCACAGCAGUCAAACUGGGACCAACUCAACCAGGCCACUCAGCAGAUCGAGUUGCUCACCUCCCUGAUGCAGCAGCAGAAGAGCAAUGAGCCCGAGCUUAUGGAACUUCGCCGCGUUCGCGACAAGACCAAAGCCCUCGAGAGCGACUACGCGGCCCUCCAACGUCGUUUCAAGGACCAAGAGAGUAAGGCCGCCAGUAGCGACCGUGCGGCCACUGCUGCGAAGCAGAGCCUCACUCAGGCCCAACAGCGGGCGAUUGAGUGGGAGCAACGCGCGAAGGAAUAUGAGGCGGAAGUGGAGGAGAUGAGGUCGAGGUGCGAUGAGGCCGAGCGCAGGGCAAGCGACCUUGAGACGGACCAUUCUCUCGCCAAGUUGCAACUCGACGAGAAGGAUGCGGAUGAGCGUUUGGCUCAGAAACGUGAGAGCAAGUUGCGCGAUCAGGUCGCCUCCCUCGAGGAGAAAGUUGCCCGUCUUCAGGCCGAAGCUGACAAGGCGAAAGAGGAUGCAAAGACCGCGAAGAUGUCCGUUAACUCUCCUCCUCGACCGGAUUCUCGUGCAAGUACAGUAUACCCCAGCCGUGCUGCAACACCGACUGCACCUGCCAAUGGCCGUCCUGUCUCGCGUGCGCCCACAAACCGCACGAACACUCCUCCAACCACCUCGGUCUGGGACUCAAUGCACGCUCCCAAAGCACCACAAGCUUCUCGUUACCCCCAUCUCAGUUACAACGCCAAGCAGCGAUCAGCUCACUCGUAUUAUCGCCAAGCUGCGGCAUCACCGACGCCGAGCGUCGUUUCUGUGACGCCUACCCAAGGAGAGGACGGUUGGUGGUCAUAAAAUAUCCAGGAAUAUGUCAAUGUAUAAUUUCGUUCGGCUCCUUCAUUAUCUGCUCGUCGCUUUCCUUCCCUUAUUUCUCACCAGCUUUGGUCACUAUGCGUUUCUUUCGGAGGAUUUUAUUCGGCUACGUUACAUUACUCAUAAGCUUCGCUCCAUCUUCAUAUAUCCCCACAAUUUCUGCUGAACCUUUUUUCGCUCCCCUUGAUCUCAUCUUUACCUCUCGGUCUCCUUGCAAUUGCUCGUGCUGAC